Messenger RNA from Dendronephthya gigantea, 2963 nucleotides. RefSeq lists its product as uncharacterized. The record is from RefSeq and is a predicted model, not a curated record. The transcript has 2 exons. Bases 828 to 1517 code for a protein of 229 amino acids. NCBI's taxonomy places the organism in Eukaryota, Metazoa, Cnidaria, Anthozoa, Malacalcyonacea, Nephtheidae.
CUUGUGCAAACAUGCAAUGGCAUGUUUCUUAUUGAAAUAAGGCGACAUAUUCCUCUCAUGACGUAUAAAGUACGGAUCUUGAUCUUUCCUUGCUGCAUCCCAUACCACAAAUCUGAAAUCUCGUGCAUAUUUAUCAAUUAAAGUUCUAUCUGAGCCAAAAUAAAAAUUCUCUAACAAAAGUUCAAGUUUACGUGAGGCUUUAUACAACUUUGAAAGACAGGCCGAAAUGUUUUGUGUUCCAGAUAUCCAGACAAUUCUGAAUGACUUGAAGUAUAUUGCGGACCGUAUACAAACAAAAACCUAUUUCCGCAAUAACGUAUACACGCAGCUUGGAUAUUGUGGAUACUCUUGGUCUAGUGAUUCAGAUUUAGAAUUCGUGAACCCAGCUGAUAUGGUGUUGAAAUUGUUUGCUGUGGCAGUAAACGAAGCAAUCCAAAAGACGGUAGAUCUGACACAGCUAGAAACCGGAAAGCAACUUCGUUCGAAACUUGACAUUCGUGAACACGAAUCAUUGUCUCUGUAUUUCUCAACAAAAAUGGAAAAGGAAAUGGAAAUUGAAAUGGAAAUGGAAAAGGAAAUGCUAGCGGAAUCACGGGUUUUGACGUGGAUGAAAGAAGCCAGGUCUCCUCUAGACAUGGCGGUUCGUUUAAAGAGCAGUGCGCCGCAGUGGCUGGUGGUGAAUAUUAUCCAGUAUCAAUUUGACAUACGCUGGAACACACCAUCGCUCAUAACUGGCAAGAAUGGAAAACCAGAUCAUUAUACAUUUUACCAAUUCUGCGAAAUGCAAAAUUCAAGAAAGUUUCUAAAGUAUAAACCAUUUGUCUUGGAUGAACGAGUUUAUCUUGACUUUUAUUAAGGAGAAUGCUGACAUCCAACGAGAUGACGAGGACAGCCUAAAGGGAACUUUAGGGAAGCCAACUCUUUACUGGGCCGUUCUUGACGACACGGAUUUCGAGGCUGGUGGAAAUCUGAGGUUGAAGGGGAUUGGUCGAACGCAAAUAUACAUUGGCAAAGCAAACAAUGGAAUUCGAGGACGAUGGACGAAGGACAGCGACAAUCAUUGUAAAAUGAUGAAGAAAUGUUUGGACAACGUGAACGCCAUGACGACCUACGACCCGUUGAGAUUGGAAGGAAUCCAGCUUGUGGAUGCCAGGCUAGCCUUGGCUAAAGUUAGACGAGAGCGUUCUGCCCUAUUUGUGAUCAAAACCUUUGGCGAUGAUCUCGAAAAGGCAGAAAUGGCCGUAAAGAAGGCGGAGGAAGCCUAUUAUGAUGCAACAGAUAGCGAAGAGGAUGAGAGAUUGGAUUGUGAAUGGGAAAAAGCAACAAUCACUUUGGCUAAUCUGAAGAAAAAAUUGAAAUCGGAGGAAAGAAAAAAACCUGAAAAGAAACUUGAAGAAGCUGAGAAAAAGCACCGAAAGGGAAAAAGAGAUAAUGCUUCUACGAACAUUAUACCACACGACGUGUAUGAUUGUACAUGGGAGCCAAAGAACAUGGCUUAUGGAAUGAACUUUUCUUAACAACCAGCCAGCGCUCUUGGGAGUGAAUGGUUGAACUGGACAUUAUUUCUGCUCAUAACACUGAAUGGUACACAAUUACAAAUAACAGGUUUGUUCACAAGCUUGAUACAGGAUGUGUUCGGUCAGUUUGGACUGCUUACUCCAUGUUUCUUCAGCUUAACAAGUUCAGGACAAGCGUUUAGAGGGUCGAGAGCAAUAUCACCAGCCUUGUUAAAAGAUUAAUCUGACUUGGCAACACAAGAUUGUAACAAUAUUCUAUCAUGUAUCAUGUUUGUGCCAGACCCAUUGGAACAGGCUUCAGACAAGUCUUCAUGGUGAUUCAUUUUGAAAGUUUGUUACUGCUUUUUAGCAAGUUGUCCAAACUCAACAACAGCUUCGCCUUGGCAGAGGCAGUGCGAACACAACUUGUUUCUAGGUUUGUUACAAAAUGUCAUGUUUUACGCAUGCAUGCUGCUUCAUUUAGGAUUGCUCAAAAACUGAAUUCUCCUGUUUCGCUUAGUCUGAGCAAACGCUCAGUCAUAAUCAUUUAUAAAAACUGCGAACCAUAAUCAAAUAUACUGUCUCCGAUCGAUAUGCUCGUUUGUUGAAUGCUCAGGUUUGAAUUUCAAAUAUUAAUUUGUUCCGGCUGACAAUUAUUUUAGAUUGUAAAAUUGACGCAUUUUAAACCGCGCAUUUUGAGCUGAUUUCGUUAGGCGCAAUGCGCUUUGCUUUUCAAUUUCGCUCCGUCUUGAGCAAAGGAUCUUCCUUAGCAAAGGAAAGUGUUUGGAAUUUUUGCAUUAGCAGUAAUGCACUUGGGUUAUGUGGUAACUACAGUAAGUGAUGGUAACUCUAGCUGGUAUAUUUAAUAGUUUGCACAAUGCCAGAUGAUUUUACUUGUCAGUAGAAGAAUACAGCCAAUAUAGUGGGUAGCAAAUACAAACUUCUGUAAGUGCCAUUUGUUAAUUAUGUGCGGGCACACAAGGGUACAAAUGCGUACAUUCGAGUACAUAUAUGACUUUCGUACAAGUAUACAAAACGAACGAAUUCCGAUUUCCAGCACGCGGAUUCCAACAUUAAGGGAGAAGAAGCACUGGGAACGAGAACGAAAUAUGCGGGCCGCUCGGAUCAACCAACCUCCGGUAAGGUACCCUUGGUUUCCAUUUCCGCAAUUCCACGUUUCGUGAAGUGCUUGGAAGCUCGAGCAGGAAUGAGAUCAUAGCAAGAACGAACUCUGAAUUCAGGACGAAAGUAAAAUGCAGGAUUGCAGCGAUGUUGAAAGCGUGAUUAGGAUCCUCUGCGGUCAGCAGUUCAUGUAUACGCGUCGUCUGUUGCAUUAUGAUACAAGUUUGUAACGCAAUUUGCUACAAACGCGUGUUUUCCGCAAGUGACUUGCGUUUGCCAUAGUUUAGUGCUCUCGACUAUAAUUUAGGAAUAUAUUAAAGGUAAAAAAUGUAAAUAAAGUAUAUA